Gilbertella persicaria is the source of this 707-nucleotide messenger RNA. RefSeq lists its product as uncharacterized. The record is from RefSeq and is a predicted model, not a curated record. NCBI's taxonomy places the organism in Eukaryota, Fungi, Mucoromycota, Mucoromycetes, Mucorales, Choanephoraceae. Bases 24 to 695 code for a protein of 223 amino acids. The transcript has 2 exons. Gene Ontology annotation, cellular component: cytoplasm.
UCUCUCUCUCUCUCUCUCUCUCUAUGUCUAAACUUACUCUUGUUGGUGCUCCCUUCUCUACGUUUUCGCGCACAUUGCGCAUGGCUUUUGAUUAUCUAGGCAUUCACUAUGACUUUGAAAUAACCAUGCCUCAUACCGACCUUGCUUACAAAUACAAUCUUUUUGGUAGAUUACCUUCCUUAAUUCACGGUGACCGCGUUCUUUUCGAAACAGCUUGUAUUCGUGACUAUGUUGAUGCUGUGUUUGACCCUCGUUUGACUCCCACUGAUUUGGAGACUCGACUCAAAAUGCAUCAAAUGAUUAGUGUCUUGAGCGAUUAUGUAUUUCAUCAAGUUAUUUUUGGUGUAGCCAAACGCCGUGAGAAGUAUGAAAAUGAACAGGUACCCGAAGAGACGAUUGUGGAGCGAUUGGAAAAGGCAACCCAGACAGCAGGGAAAAUCAUUGGUGCAUUCGAUACUAUGUGUAGCCCAGAAGGACCCUUCUUGUGUGGCAAGGAAUUGACCUGGGCAGAUUACUUCGUUUAUCCUCCUAUGGCUGACUUGUAUGCUUUACCUGAAACCAAGUUCUUUCAAGAAAAGGGUCCUCGAUUAUACAAGUGGUUUAAGGUAUUUGAAAAGCGUCAAGAGGCCAUCGAUACUUUUGAAGAUACGGUUGCUGAUAUCAGAAACAAAAAGAGAUCCAGUAUAAUAAAUUGAUGUGAAAAUAAU